ACGAGAGUGUCUAUUCGCAGGCAGCGUGAGCUCCUCCAGCACGUGAUGGCGGCGCCAGACUGUGUCCAUGUCCGAAUCCAUUAUAGUUGUGUGCCACCAUGUCAUCCGGGGUGAUACCGCGGGCGAAUCCAAGGUGGUGGAUGAGGAGAAGGACGGGUGGCACGUGGGAGGAUCUGCGGAAGAUGGACGAUGCCUCAGAAGAGUACUACAAGGAAAAGUUGAGGAUGUCCCCCAGGGUGUUCAUGGAGAUCGUGGAGGCGUUGUCCCCUCUUCUGCAGCGGCGGGUGACAUUCUACAGGGUUCCUUUGCAGCCGGAUCACAUCAUCGCAUAUGCGUUGUACCGAUGGGCGAGCGGGGAGACGUACGAGAGCAGCACGUCGUCAUUCGGAAUAGGGCGCGCAUUCGGGUUGAUCGUAGUGGAGGACGUUACGAGGGCGCUCCUGAGGGUGUACAAUGACAAGAUCGUUUGGCCUACUGGGAUGCGUCGUACGCUCAUUCUGCGUGCCUUCGAGGCGAAGGGCUUUUCCAACUGUUAUGGCUGCAUAGACUGCACGCACGUUUACGUCGACAAACCGGCGAACGCUCCUUCGGAGAACUACUUCGACCGGAAGCAUCAUUUCUCCGUUGUAGCGCAGGUGGUGGUGGACCUGGACUUGCGCAUCACGGACGUUUUCGUCGGUUACCCAGGGAGCUGCCAUGACAUUCGGGUGCUUCAGCUCUCCAGUCUGUGGGCGCAUGCGGAGGAGGGGGAUCUUUUCCGUGGAGCUCCUGUUGUGCUGUCGUUCGGAGUGAGGACACACGGUUACAUUCUGGGCGACAACGGGUAUCCGCCACUAGAGUGGAUUGUCAUGCCGUACGGGGGGACCGAUCAAAUCCCCGACGAGGAGAGGUUCGACAACAAGCAAAAGGUCGCCAGGGGAGCAGUGGAGAGAGCUUUCGGGAGAUUGAAAGGGAUGUGGAGGCUGUUCCUCCGCACACACAAGACGAAUAUGGACACUCUCCCACAACAGUUUCAGGCCGUGUGCAUUCUGCACAACAUCCUCCUUGACGCUGGCAUUGAGUUCGACGAGAACUUGCUGUGGGAGGUGGAUGCUAAUGGCGUGCGGUGGCGAGUGGACUUAGGGUUGGGUCAUCCACCCCACCCCAUUGCUGAGAACUUCAAUCGGCCCCGUGCGUCGGCGCUACGCGAGGCGUUGGCGGAGCGGAUGAAACACGCGUGAAGGCGCGCACCGCGUCGACGGCACGUGGCUCUGCCGUCCUUGUGGAGGUCGUGCUGGGGUCAUCGUCCAACGGAGGCGU
Chara braunii is the source of this 1299-nucleotide messenger RNA. The record is from the annotation of a GenBank genome assembly. NCBI's taxonomy places the organism in Eukaryota, Viridiplantae, Streptophyta, Charophyceae, Charales, Characeae.